AUCUACCCAACUUACCUAUCUGUCAUUGUCUUAUCAAUUUAUAUUAUCAACCUUUUAUGCACAUGACUAAUAAAUCAUUCACUCUCCGCAGUUGACAUAUUGAAUAAUUCUGACUUUAUUGCAAACGUAACGUAAUAUUUCGUUGGUUAAAUUUUUGUCAAAUUUUAAGUAAUUUAAACACUAGUAACCACCACAAAAUGUCUACCACGACAAGGAACCCGUGUUGCAUGCCCUUGAAAAAGGGCGUCACCAUCAUGGCAGUUAUCGACGUGAUUUUAAGUACGAUCUACCUCAUCGUCCUCAUUGUCGCCGUGGUAAAAUAUUCUCGAGAUAGUGACAAGGAAGACGACGACAGGGACGAAGAGGUCGCCAUCUGGACGUCCGUCUUCGUUAUAAUCUUGGCCGGGUUGGGUCUCCUCUUGUCCUUACGCCUCUACAAUGGUGCCGUCCACUCGAACAUUUCCUACUGUCGGUUGUGGUUAAUUAUCAAAUCCGUCCUUUACGGUUUGACGUGCUGCUCCUCAUUAUCAACUCGGCCGCGGGAAAAUACGAGGCAGGUCAGCUGGUCAUUAACAUAAUCGUGCUUCUCUACCGUCUUUACAUGGCGUACUGCGUCUACUGCUUAAUUCAAGAGUUUAAAGCGCAACAGAGGACGCUAGCGUUUCACGCGUCGAUGGAGGCUGGGAUUGUGUACGGAAACCCGGCAAGACAACCGGUCACUCCGGUCAUCAAUGUGGUCGCGGGUGAUGGUUACACGUACAGUAUUAAUCAACAGGCGGAACGACAAGGUCAGCAUCAAGGGCACGCCACAGCAGGAUUAUAUGUAAAUGAUAUAAGUAAUUAGUAUGGCGGAUUCGUUUCUAGUGUAAAUUUAGGUGGAUGUUAAUUGUGUGACAUUAAUGUAAGAUAAGGUAAAUUAUGCGAAUAAUAGUGCCCAUCAAAACAUUGUUAAAUAUAUUUAUUUUUGUGAUUAUUGAGUAAUAUCCGCUCUGUUACAUACAUAUAACUUUCGGGUGACUGCAUAUUGAAUUGAUCGAUUUUUGUACAAAAUGCUGCAUGUUUCGGUUGGCUCAGGCCGAAAAUCAUAACAUCAGUUGCAGAGCAGUAAAGUAUUAUUUACUCUUCCAAAAAGUUUAUGCAGUGCUCUAAAGAAUUAUACAUUUCUUAUAGCCCUAUAAAUAAUGCUUCCUUAGGAUGAGGAAAGGUUGAGUUGAUUGAUCGACUUCAUUAUUCUGGAUUCACAAUAAGUAUUUCUUCGGUUCAUACAUAUCUAUAUAAAUACAUAUAAACAUGUAUUGGACACAUAAAAUAUAUACCUAAGCACAGUAUGGAUUACAUAUUUAUAUACAUACAGAUAUAUUCUUAAAUGCCAUGUAAACUCACGUCGUUUUCGUAUCUAUGUAAAUAAAUAAUGUUGCAAAUCA
Folsomia candida is the source of this 1424-nucleotide messenger RNA. RefSeq lists its product as uncharacterized. The coding region runs from base 198 to 578 and encodes 126 amino acids. The transcript has 3 exons. The record is from RefSeq and is a predicted model, not a curated record. Lineage: Eukaryota; Metazoa; Arthropoda; Collembola; Entomobryomorpha; Isotomidae.